Lactuca saligna is the source of this 2034-nucleotide messenger RNA. NCBI's taxonomy places the organism in Eukaryota, Viridiplantae, Streptophyta, Magnoliopsida, Asterales, Asteraceae. The record is from the annotation of a GenBank genome assembly.
AUGAACGUUUCCAUCGAUAUCAAGGCACGUCUUAUUCAAGCUAUCACCUCCUUCAAUCAGGUCAAACACGUCCAUGCUCGCAUCCUACGAUUAGAUCUCCUCCAUGACAAUUACCUCCUCAACACCCUCCUAAAGUCCAGUUUCAAUCUCAACGACGACACAAAUUAUUCUCGACUCCUUUUCAACCAAAUCCAAGAACCCAACGAUUACGUCUGGAACACCCUCAUCCAUGGCCUUGUUUCCCGUGAUCACUUCAAAGAAUCCAUCAAAUGCUUUUACUCCAUGCGUCAAAAUGGUUUCUUACCCCAUUACUUCACUUUCCCUUUAGUCUUGAAAGCAUGCACCAGGGUUUUGGAUUUGAGAUUGGGUGUGGAGCUGCACACGAUCAUGGUGAAAGCUGGUUACGAUUAUGAUGCCUUUGUUAAAACCGGUUUGGUUUGUUUCUAUGCAAAGUGUGGGCGGUUGGAUGAUGCAUGCAAGGUGUUCGAUGAAAUGCCUGAGAAAAAUCCCGUUUCAUGGACUGCGAUUAUUAGUGGGUAUAUCGAGGAAAGAAGGUUCACAGAAGCCCUAGAUGUAUUCAAAAGAUUAUUAUCCAUGAAUUUGAGACCUGAUAGUUUUACCCUAGUCAAGAUUUUGUCAGCUUGUUCACAAUUAGGCGAUUUGAAAAACAUAGAAUGGUUAGAUGAAUGCAUAACCACACUUAAAAUAACCAAGAACAUCUUCUUGGGUACUGCAUUAGUGGACACUUAUGCAAAAUGUGGAAGCAUGGAGAAAGCUCAUGCUACAUUUGACCAAAUGCUUGAAAAAGAUGCAGUCACUUGGGGUGCAAUGAUCCAAGGCUAUGCUUCAAAUGGCAAACCAAAAGAAGCCCUAGACAUCUUUUACAAAAUGAAAAACAAUAACCUAAAACCCGAUUGCUACACAAUAGUUGGAGUUCUUUCCGCUUGUUCAAGCUUAGGAGCUCUUGAAUUAGGCGAAUGGGCACGUGGGUUAAUCGAUAACAACAUGUUUUUACACAACCCCAUUGUAGGCACAGCCCUAAUUGACAUGUAUGCAAAAUGUGGUAAAAUGAAUAGUGCUUUGAAAGUCUUCAAAGAAAUGAAAGAAAAAGAUGUUAUUGUAUGGAAUGCUGCAAUAUCGGGUCUUGGAAUGAGUGGUCAACCCAAGGUUAUAUCGAGUCUUUUUGGUCAAAUGUACAAAUUAGGGUUCCACCCAGAUGGAAAAACCUUCAUUGGUAUACUGUGUGGGUGUACACACGCGGGUCUUGUUGAUGAUGGGAGACGAUUCUUUUAUGAUAUGAAAUCUUUCUUUUCUUUAGAUCAUGAAAUUGAACAUUAUGGAUGCAUGGUUGAUCUUCUUGGAAGAUCCGGUUUACUAAACGAAGCUUAUGAUUUGAUCAAAAGUAUGCCAAUGGAGCCUAACGCGAUUGUUUGGGGAGCUUUAUUGAGUGGAUGUAGGUUACAUAAAGAUACCGAAUUAGCCGAACAUGUUUUGAAAAAGUUGAUUGAAUUAGAGCCUUUGAAUUCAGGAAACUAUGUGCUUUUGUCCAAUAUCUUUUCGGCUAAUCACAAAUGGGAAGAAUCUUUGAAUAUAAGAUCACAAAUGAGAGAAAAAGGGAUUUGGAAGAUUCCCGGAUGUUGUUGGAUAGAAGUAGAUGGUGUAGUUCAUGAGUUUCGUGUUGGGGAUACUUCUCAUCCGAUUUCGGAAAGAAUUUAUGGUAAACUUAGUGAGUUGAAUAGAGAAGUGAAGCAAAUGGGGUAUGUUGAAAGGACAGAAUUUGUGUUGUUUGAUGUUGAAGAUGAGGAAAAAGAGCAUUUUUUGGGGUGUCAUAGUGAGAAAUUGGCGAUUGCGUUUGGUUUGAUUAGUACAAAACCAGGUGAAGUGAUUCGCGUAGUGAAAAAUAUGCGUGUUUGUGGUGAUUGCCAUGUGGCGAUUAAGUUGUUUUCAAAAAUUACGGGUAGGGAGAUAAUUUUACGUGAUAAUAACCGAUUUCAUUCUUUUAUAGAUGGGUCGUGUUCAUGUGGAGAUUAUUGA